AUGGUUGCAGAAGAGCUGCAAGCGGGGUGGAGGCUGGAGCUCGAGACCGCCUGGUCAAAGGGGCAAGCUGUUGGACCGCCGCCAGCACAACGGACCAUUAGAUGCUCCAAGCUCGUUAUAGCUGCCGGUCUCUCGUCCGCUUCUGUUCCUAUUAACAUCAAGGGCAGCGAGGAGUUCGCUGCGCCAAUUGUUAAUUUUGGCGACUACGCUCGCGAAGCACCCCGAAUCUACGAAGACACCGUUUUGGGGGGCGGCAAAGCUGUGUAUGACAUUGUCUACCUGGUGGCGACCCAUGGUGAACGAGUGACCUGGAUUAUCCGAGGUUCGGGCCAUGGCCCAACAUACAUGGCGUCAGCACAUAUUUACAUCGGCCCUUUUAGAUAUUGGCUCGAAAAGCUAACCACAACACGGCCUCUUACAUGGCUUUCUCCGUGCGUUUGGGGUGAUGCGGAUGGCUUUGGAUACCUACGGAACUUGCUUCACGGCACGAGCUGGGGUCGAUGGUUUGUAGACCGUUUCUGGGCGAAGAUGGCGUCCGAUACGCUUGAGCAGAGCGGCAUAUUGAAGAGCGAAGCAACGAAGAACUCGGUACCGGAUGAGCCAUUGUUUUGGAUUGUCCAAGUGGAAGUGAUCAGAAAGGACGUCAAAUCUCUCGAAGCAGAAAAUGUCAUACGCUUUGAGGAUGAGACUUCGGAUCAGACCGAUGCAUUUGUUGCCAGUAUGGGGUGGAAAUGGAGACCAAGUAUCGAUUUCCGGCCAAAGGAAAUGCCCGCAGAUCUAGGUCUGCCAAGUACGGAGUAUACCAAAACACAAAAGGAGAUCUCGGACAAGCUGGACGCACGUGUUGAUGCGGAGGUUUUCGACAGGUUCCCGAAGCUUGCAACUGCGCCCAAAAUGGAUCAGGAAUCGCUGGUUGAACAAGAAAAGGGCAGAAUUCGCGUAGUCGCCCAAUCGCAGGACGCGGUCAGAUCGGAAAUCAGCAGUAUCUGGGCCUACGCCUACAUGAACGACAAGCUCGGUUCCGUGAAAUCAAUCAGUAAGCCUUCUAAAAAGCUGCGUCUGGAGCAAACGCUUGUCCAUGAGAACGGCAUUGCGAUCAAGCAGAUCGGGACGGUAGAUGAUAUCAGGUACGACAAUGCGCUCUUCCAACGCUGGGGGAAGUGGAGAACACCGUACGGGUUUGGUGCCGGGCAUCCGGAUGUCGUGUUUGAGGGCAUUGCGUAUCUUGAUAUGCUGUUGCAGGAUUUGGGCUUGAGGAGUCGGCGGAAGGGAUGGGGAUGGUUGGGGGAGGUGUUUGGGGGCAGUUAUGGUCAGGCAGAUUACAAGGGGUUGGUGGGAGAGUGGAAAGAGAGCCGGCAUAAGGGGACCUGA
Molecule: messenger RNA, 1371 nt
Organism: Letharia lupina
Lineage: Eukaryota; Fungi; Ascomycota; Lecanoromycetes; Lecanorales; Parmeliaceae
Exons: 3
Coding region: 1-1371 (456 amino acids)
Source: RefSeq, a predicted model, not a curated record